Molecule: messenger RNA, 633 nt
Organism: Cydia amplana
Lineage: Eukaryota; Metazoa; Arthropoda; Insecta; Lepidoptera; Tortricidae
Gene: Mettl5
Product: rRNA N6-adenosine-methyltransferase METTL5
Exons: 4
Coding region: 1-633 (210 amino acids)
Biological process (GO): rRNA methylation
Molecular function (GO): rRNA (adenine-N6-)-methyltransferase activity; nucleic acid binding
Source: RefSeq, a predicted model, not a curated record
AUGGCGGCUGUUAUGAAGCUUAAGACGCUUCAGGGUCACCUGCAGGACCUGAGUGGGUUUGAGAAGCCGAAAGUACAACUGGAGCAGUAUGAGACUCCUCCACACAUUGCUGCUGUUGCUCUUUACACAAUGCAGACACAAUAUGAAGCCCUAGAAGGCAAGCUAGUGCUGGACGCGGGCUGCGGGCCGGGCGCGCUGACCUUCGGCGCGGCGCUGCUCGGCGCGGCCGUUACCGCCGUCGACGUGGACGCGGACGCCUUGAGCGUGCUACACGAGAAUAAAGAUGACACUGAGAUUGCUAAUGUUGAUGUGGUGCAGUGUGAUUUCCUCGGACCAAGCGUUUGUAGAUGGAAAAAUUAUUUUGAUACUGUAGUGAUGAACCCGCCGUUCGGCACGAAGAACAACGCCGGCGUCGACAUACGGUUCCUGCGCACCGGGCUCGAGCUCAGCUGCGAUAGUGUCUACUCGCUACACAAGUCUUCUACAAGGGCACAUAUCCAAAAGAAGAUCAAAGAGUGGGGUGUAAAGGGUAGCGUGAUAGCGGAGCUGCGAUACGACCUGCCGGCGACAUACAAGUUCCACAAGCAACAGUCGCGCGACAUCGCCGUCGAUCUAUGGCGGGUGCACCACUAG